AUGCCUGUCUCUGGACUUUCCGUUAACCCGGAAUGCGUUUCGGCUUUCAAUGAACUCAAACUCGGCCGAGGCGGUCCGAAAUACAUCAUCUACAAGAUCUCCGAUGACCAGAAGGAAAUCGUGGUAGAUGAGACGGGCACAGAACAAGACUACGACGCUUUCAGAGAGAAGCUCAUUGCGAAAAAGGAAAAGACCGGCAAGGACAGACCAUCUUAUGCCGUCUACGACGUCGAAUUUGAGCUCGAGGGUGGCGAGGGCAAGAGAUCCAAGAUUGCAUUCAUCACAUACAUCAAUCAAGAUGCGACAGGCGUCAAGUCUCGCAUGGUCUACGCGAGCUCCCGUGAGACUCUGAAGAACGCCCUCAACGGAAUCGCCAUGAACUGGCAAGCCAACGACCCGGGUGAGUUGGAAUGGGCCGACUUGCUCAAGGAAGCAAGCAAGGGCAAGGGAACGAUCUAA
Exophiala bonariae is the source of this 459-nucleotide messenger RNA. RefSeq lists its product as uncharacterized. Gene Ontology annotation, biological process: actin filament severing; actin filament depolymerization. NCBI's taxonomy places the organism in Eukaryota, Fungi, Ascomycota, Eurotiomycetes, Chaetothyriales, Herpotrichiellaceae. Gene Ontology annotation, cellular component: actin cortical patch; cytoplasm; actin cytoskeleton. The transcript has 5 exons. The record is from RefSeq and is a predicted model, not a curated record. Gene Ontology annotation, molecular function: actin filament binding. The coding region runs from base 1 to 459 and encodes 152 amino acids.